Molecule: messenger RNA, 3670 nt
Organism: [Torrubiella] hemipterigena
Lineage: Eukaryota; Fungi; Ascomycota; Sordariomycetes; Hypocreales; Clavicipitaceae
Source: the annotation of a GenBank genome assembly
CACAUGCCGCUCGAGCUCGGCCCUCUGCCAGCAACUUUGACCUCGAUUCAAAGCUUGUGCCGCGAGUAAAAGCACCUGUUCGCUCACGACUCGCCUGUGUAUCUAUAAAUCAUGCUAGACAUGCUUUAGUCUCCUUCCGAUAUACGGCACUGCAGCCAUGUUUAUGCCAGCUUUCCCUCACGAAGGGAGAACGAGAGAGGACGAUGCCUCGAGGCCGCCGCGCAGCCACGAGAGAAAGCUGUCUCGUCUGAUAACGCGCGAUAUUACGAGCGAUAGCGAAGAUGCUACGAUACUCAACUCAGCGGCCCAGGCCUUGUCUGGCGCAUCGAUAGCUCGGCGCCAUGUCGUCUUUGCGGACCUCAUAGCAUUCAGUUACUUGGAGGACGAACCAUACGUUACAGUUAUAGAGCACAGAGGCAUACUCCGAGGCUACGAAUCCUACCUCAUCGAGCAAUGGGCAUGCUCUCGAAAAUCCCCAACACUGGUGGUUGUUACUCAUACCGGAAACGAAAAGCACACGAUAGUGGUCGGCGUAUUGGCGCUACCCACCGACGAGUCCCUCUGGUCUCCGAAAUUGCGCCUAUACUUUCAUGCGACAGAACAAUUCCAUGCCAGGCCCAAAGAGACCGAGCUUGGUGAAUUGAUGGUUACAAACCUGAGCAGUUUCCCAUCCGCUCUAACCGUCAUUGCUUUACCUGAUGGCGAUGUUAGAAAACAUCGACCAUCCUUUUUCCUCAAUGAGGAUUUAAAAAGAUUAGGCUGCUCGGGUCGGUCAGGACUGACGCUUACCGACCCAACUGAAGCCACUCGAGCAAAGUUUUAUCAACUGUACAAGACCUCGGAUAGAAUACCGUUUGCUCAAUCAGUAACGGAGCUUGUCAAACUAUGUCAAGUCGCGCUAUAUAUGUUCGACAAACUUGGGCAAGAAUACAUUGAUGGGCUUCUAUGCGAUGUGACAGAAGCGGCUAUCAAUAGCUGGUGGGCUGAAGUGGGAGCUGAGCAUUACAACUUUGAGCCAUCUGACGGUAUCUUAGGCCCAACUACCGUUGCGGCAUUGCUGGGAAUGUUCAUGGGUGCGCGCAAUCGGCUUAAUUGGCAUGGUGCUCCCGUGUCUAAAGACGUUUUCGACAUUGAAAGUACAAAGCGUGGUAUUUGGUACUUUCAAAAGGCUCAAAAGCUCGAAAAGACCCGCCGCUUGGACCGUCAGACUCUAUUUAGGCUUCAUACUGCUACAGCAAAGGCUGCAGCCGGCGAAGGUUGGGGAGUACAAAAAGCAGUCAAGUCCACAGUUACUGAAAUUGGCGGUAAACGAGGAGAAAUUGUCCUAGACAUGGUCUCUGGCAAGGAUAAAGCCGGCUUAGCGGAUAUUGAAACGUUGGAUAUAGACCAGUUUGCUGGCCUUGCCUACGGUGACAUCCCACGAUGGCUAUGGCAAGGUAAACCUCGGCGUACACCCUUUGACUACCUAGACUUGGACCAUGAAGAGACCCCGGUGUCGGCAAAACCAGUGGAAACUACGGCCCAGUCUAGAAGACGGACAAUAUCGCAAUCAGGGGACGAGCAUCCGGAGCACGGGACCUACCAGCCAAGCACUACAUACUAUAUCGACAAGGACGGGACCCGACGGGCCGUGUUCAGAAGCGUAGCCGGAAGGAUGAGCGACGCAAAGUCUGGUCUGGGUAGGAUUAAAGACACAAUAGGAGGAUCUCGUAGGCAUUAUAGGGGUCCAUCAUGGUCUGCCCGAGAAGGAUUAGGAGACUCUGGGGGACAGCUGACAGAAUCUCCUCAGAUUCAAUCUGUCAAUACCGGCCCUGCGGCUAUUGGGCGAACGUUUACGUGGAAGAAUAAGCCUGAAGAGUAUCUCGAGGCCAUAAAUCGGAGUCAACCCGACCAGCCCGCUCACAUGGGUGAAAUCGCUGAGGGGCAUGCAACAAAGACCUUCCCGCAAUACGAAUUCAGAGGCGAUGCUGUCCUUGGAAAGCCAUUCCAGUCUCGGGACGCUGAUGACUAUAAACAUGCAACACAUGAUAUAGAUCCCUAUUCGAGGACUCCUUCUGUUAGUCGAUCAGAAGCAGAUACUGACCCAGGAAAGUUGACCUGGUCUGCUCCACGACGCGAAGUGCCCCAGUCUUCCUCAAAGCUUCUCUUCUCUAGGAGACGCAGCUGUGAUCUGACCGAGCUCUAUGAAACCCAGUCUGUCAACGAAACUCGAUGGGCGCGAAGAAUGUCGUUUAGCGACGCAGAGGAGGCAAUCCUUGAUUGGACCGAAAUCGCAGACAUUGACGAUCACGAUCCAGAAAAUGCCGCUGCACGAAUUGCCAUGUACGCUCGCCUCACUGGAAAGAUAGAAAACAUCAUCUACGCUGUAGAGCCAUGGGUCGAGAAGAAGAUUAAGCAAGUCGUGCGGCUGGAUCAGGUGUACUCUGGCGAAGCCAACGAGCUGCAAACCCUAGCCCAACAGCUUCGUGAUGCCUGCGAGCAGGUGCGUGCCAGCUCCGACGACAUGCUUGAAGACGAGAGAAUGGGUAUAACAGAGAGCAUCAAGGGCAUCGAGCUUUUGAUAGCACGAUUGGACUACGAAAUGAAUGCACUGGUUGCCAAAGUGAACGACGUCGAGGAUGGCAUUCGCAACUUUGAGCUGCAAGUCGAGGACGUCGAGAAGCGAGCCGAGGAGUUGAAACUGCAGCUUGAGACAGAAAGCUGGCUGCACUGGAUGGUAAGGACACUGACUGGCAUAGGCACCGGGCCUAAUAUCACUAGAUCUGGGUAGAUACAUAACAACGCACAUAGCCUUCCUUCUUAGCAUACUUGGAGUCUGGGCGCCAGCCAUUGAGCGGCAUAUACUUGGUAUUUACUUUGUAAUUCUACGUCAUUUUCACAAUAAGCACAUUUGUAGUACAGCUUAGAGGCGUAGUUGAGAUGUAUUAUACUAGCUGGCGAUGCAUCCAACAUUGCUUUGACCAGUUCCAUCAUUUUCGUGUAGUCUUUCUUUCUCCUAUUGCCAUUCAACCAACAGGUUCUCGUCAUAUAAUAUCUCCCAUCCAAAAAUUCUAUGUUUUUACAGAGUCCAAAAUGCAUGCUUUCUGCUAUCGUACACGUCGACAAAAGGGCGGAGACUGAUUGCCCCCUUUUCUUUUACAUCGCUCGAGGUUUAUGUCGGGCCGCAUUGCGGGCUAUACCGACCAUCGUUUUGUGAUUCGUUUAGAAAAGACCGCCGCCGGAGCCGCCGGAGCCCAUGGCCUGGCCCUGCUGCUGCAUGAUCUCGCUGACUUUCAUGGAUGUGUCGAGGAACUUGGCGGUGCAGCGGUCGAUGCAGACGGAUUCGCCCUUGUUCAGCUCACCCUCACGGUAGUCAGUGGGGAUGCACUUCUUCUGGCAGGUCUUCUGGAGGCUGUUGCGAUUGCAUGUUAGCUUAUGGUAUCUAUAAAGGGGGAGGAAAUCAACCGUUUCGGUAGCGACAUACCGGUUGUAGGUGUCGGCCAUCAUGCGCAUCUCGCCUUCGACAGCAGCAAUCUUCUGCUCUGAGGUAGGCUGAGCGCGACCCAUUCCGAGGAAAGACAUGUUUGCGGUUGUGUUUGUUGGUAAUUGGAGAUGGAAAUUGAAAGGGAUGCGAUUUGCGACGGUGGUGAGUCUGUGUCGUGUGAUGAUGUGUUGGCAAUAGGGAGCUGCU